AGCAGGGCCAAAGGAGCGCGCGCUGUGUGUGUCGUGUGCGCGCAUCGCGUCCGCUGCACGUGCUGCACGUGCACGGUGGUGAUGUCCACCUGAGAGACGCGACCCGCUCUCGCUGGCUGCACCCACGUUGACCCUGGCAAGAUGUGGCGAGUCGUCGUGGCGCCGAGGCCGCACGAGGAGAACGGCACCACGCUGCUGUCCUCGGAGCUGAUGGGGCCGAGUGGGCCGGCGAACCACCCGAGCGCCGCCGGCAACGUACAUCAGCAGCACCACUCACACUGGGCACACUCGCAUCAUCCGCACUACCCACUGAGCCUGCCGCCGCCGCCGCCGCCUCCGCCACCGCCGCCGCCGGCUAUGCAGCAGCACGCCUACCACCACGCACAGACGCACGAGCAGCAGCAGCAGCAGGCCCAAGCGCAGAGCCAGGAUGGCGUCGGCGAGCAGGCGCAUCAGCAGAGGAGCCUGAAGAGGCCGCUCAGCGACUCGGACUGCGACGAUGUAUUCUCGGAGGAGAGCGGCAAGGAACCAUGCAACUCUCCAGGAGACGACUCAUGUCAGCACACGUCGCGCAAACGGCGUCGAGGCAUGAUCGAAAAGAAGCGACGCGACCGUAUCAAUGCUUCGCUGGGCGAGUUGAGGAGAUUGGUACCGGCGGCCGCACGCGAUCCUCACAGCGGCAAGCUCGAGAAAGCUGAAAUUUUGCAGCUUACCGUCGAGCAUCUGAGGACAUUGAGGAGUAAAGGAGCCGAAGGCUACGACAGCACAAAGCUGGCAAUGGACUAUCACGCGGUAGGCUGGGGCGAGUGCGCGGCCGAGGUGGGCCGUUACCUGGUCACGAUGGAGGGUCUGGACGAGCGAGACCCCCUGCGCUUGCGCCUGCUGUCCCACCUGCAAAGCUUUCACCGCGACUCGCAGUCUUCCACGACGUCGCAAGCGCCGCCGUCGGGCCAGCCGCCGCCUCCGCCGGCCACCUCCAGCUACGACCAGGCAGCGACGACGUCCACGGCCAACCCGCCUCCGCCGCCGCUGGCCUGGCCGCCCGCGCAGUACCCCGGACAGUAUCCCGCGCAGUACGGCCAGCACCAGCAACACGGCAAACCUUAUCGGCCCUGGGGCGCCGAGCUCAAUGCCUAUUGAUAAUCACAGCAACGUUCUUCAGCUGCCCUUAUAAACGUUCGCGCGGCGCUUGUCGCGCGAGUGCUCCAUAUUCCAGAACAAAUACCAAAUCAGCGCUACUUCCAAUAAAUCAAAUGUAAAACGAACCAAAUACGACGCAACACAAGUUCAAACUCAGCUAAGAUUAUCGUGCGCGCGUGCGCGCGCGCGUGUGUGUGUGUACCUAAACCAAAAGAUUCAAGACGAAACGGAGAGACCGUGGUGGUUUUAUUUGUUUGAGACGCGUUCUUUUUAAUCGAAUGCGCGGAAACUUCGGUUGUGAUAGCACAACAUAGUCAUAUUAGUACCUUAUAAGAAUGAUAUAUGGAAAGCUUAUUUAUUUGUAAAGUAAAGUGUAUAUAAAAAAGAGACACCUCUAAUGUAAAUAUAAAUAUUUUGUACUACGUCAUACUUUGUACUUUGCGUGUUCUUAAUUUUUUUGUAACUGUCGAAUAAAAGAAAAUUUUAUUGCUUGUUUUCUCCGAGUUUGUGUCUUCGCGCCUUUUUAUAUAUUUAUAUAAAUAUUAUGUAUAAGUUUUGUGCGUGUAUGUGUGCCAAGGCGC
Phymastichus coffea is the source of this 1721-nucleotide messenger RNA. RefSeq names its product hairy/enhancer-of-split related with YRPW motif protein-like (gene Hey). The transcript is spliced from 3 exons. Bases 142 to 1140 code for a protein of 332 amino acids. Lineage: Eukaryota; Metazoa; Arthropoda; Insecta; Hymenoptera; Eulophidae. Gene Ontology annotation, cellular component: nucleus. The record is from RefSeq and is a predicted model, not a curated record. Gene Ontology annotation, molecular function: protein dimerization activity; DNA-binding transcription factor activity, RNA polymerase II-specific; RNA polymerase II cis-regulatory region sequence-specific DNA binding. Gene Ontology annotation, biological process: regulation of transcription by RNA polymerase II; regulation of neurogenesis; anterior/posterior pattern specification.